Messenger RNA from Dentiscutata erythropus, 159 nucleotides. Lineage: Eukaryota; Fungi; Glomeromycota; Glomeromycetes; Diversisporales; Gigasporaceae. The record is from the annotation of a GenBank genome assembly.
AUGUCUGUUUCUCCCUUGGGCGUCACGUUAACUACUCCUUCUGGUGUUCUGCCUUCUGUUCCCUCGAGUGUCGCAUCUUUUGUCUCUUUAGAUGUUACAUCUACAGCUCUCUCUGGUGCCAUGUUUAUCACCACACCUUGUGCUGUCGCUCUUUUGUGA